AGUCGUACAACAUGCUCGACUGGCGCGGCGUCAAAGUUGCAACCGAGCACGCAAGAUACCGCCGUGUGCGCUGCCAAGGGAUAGCGCUCUCGCUUCUGUACCUCUUCUUUGCGUCUCUUGUUGCGUUCUGCACGUACGAGCUCAGCAGGAUCGCCAACACGCCUGUCUUUAUGGGCCUCAACUUUGAGGCGUUUACGACCAACCAGUUCCACGUUCCUAUCAACGCGCUACUCCAAGCAUCGACGGCGUUUCCGCUCUCGACCAAGUUAAAACCCAACGCGACCCUCUCUCUCAGCGAUCUCCUCUUCAAAAAGUGCGGCUUGGGCGACGAGACGUGUGCGACAGCUUUCGUACCUCGGUCCAACCAGAUCUGGCAAUGGGUGGCGAAAGCGUUUGCUCUGAUUCCCAAUUUUGACCAGCCGCGCUUCCAGGAUGCCGCCCAGACCGUUGUGAUUUCGCACAUCAACAACCUCAGCGGCUGGAACAAGGCGAUGGUGCAGUUUUCGAUCCCGGGCCAUAAUGUCGCCAUGACGUGCUUCAUUCGCCGCGUCCGGCUCUUUGCCCCAGAGUCACCGGCGUCCUCCGCUGUAGUCGACACCCUCGCCUUUUGCUCGCAGCGACCGUUUGAUCCGAAUUGGGUUUGCGAAAACGAAGUCGGCCUGGACGUUGCCACGUAUGCGAUCCAAGUGAGCCAAGGCAAGAUACAGUACAUUGGGGCUGUCCGGCGCGGGGACGUCUACUACCGCCCCGGAUACGCUGCCACGUGCCUCGGUGGUCCCAUCUCCCCAAUGCAGCUGGAACCCGUGCCCAUCAACACCGAGUACGAAGGCGGCGUCGUGCAGGUCAUGGCCCCUUGGGAUAUUGUUGGCGCUUGCAACUGUGCGACGCUCAACAAAGCUACAGGACGCGGCUGGCUCUUGCAACAAAAAGGUCUUAUGACGAUGCUCUGGACGUGCGACUCGCUCCUUCUUCAGAGCGCGCUCGUGCUUUGGUGUCUGACCGUCUACUUGGUGUGGCUGCAGUUUGCCUUUCUACGGCAUAGUGCCAUUUGCAGCGCGCCCGUCUUCUUGUCCAAGAACGUGAUUGGGCCCGUGAUUUUGCUCCUGACUUUCUACGGCAAUCACAGUCUCCAGACACUCAGCACAUUUAUGCACCAGAACCCGAGCUACACCUACGCAAGUUACUACCAGAUCAUCGGUCCAGCCCUCGUUGCAUCGAUCGUUGGUAUCAUGACGGGGACGCUGAUUCAGAUCUGGUUCAACCCGCGACUGGUCACGCAGACGUGGCUGCUUCUGGUGGCCAGUGUCGUCAACUGGCUUCUGGUCUUUUGCGUUGAAGCGUUUGUCGUUGCGCCCCAAAGCAACGCCGUGCCGAGAACGUGUCAGCUCGCGACCACAAUCAACUGCCUUGCGUACGACGCGCUUCCUCGCCUUCACUUGCUCUCGCCGCUUCUCUCGGGCGGCGUCGUUUUGCUUGCGAUUGGCUACAUCUAUCGAUCGUCUCGCCAAGCGGCUCAUAAGCACACAGUACAAGUGCCCGAAACGAACUCAAUUCUCAGCUACUUCAACAUUCAAGACUUUGCGUCGGUCACGACGUCGAUCGAGUGCUGCUGUGACACGGAUGAGGCCGGCGCGGUUGCUGUUGACGCCGGGCUUUUACUGAUCAAGAGCAUGCUCCAAGUUUCAGAUCGACACCUCACACGAACCUGCAACAUCCCGUACACCUGUGUCUACCGCCUCUUGGCAUCGACGCGGCUGCGUCGCUUGUGGAGCCAGUCUGUUGGCUCGAUCCUCGUCGUGCACGUUGGACAAGGCGCCAUUUUGCCUCGGGCGAGCUACAAGCUUCUUGACGAACUGGCUGCGGAGAAAGUGGCGACAGGGUAUCUCUCGUGAACCUUGCGGCAUCGAUCGAUAAUUCUCGAUGCUUUACUUGUUACUGGUGCCCGUAUUACUGUUAUAUGGCGAGGACACGGGAAGAGUAC
This is a messenger RNA of Saprolegnia diclina VS20, 1981 nucleotides long. RefSeq lists its product as hypothetical. NCBI's taxonomy places the organism in Eukaryota, Oomycota, Saprolegniomycetes, Saprolegniales, Saprolegniaceae. The record is from RefSeq and is a predicted model, not a curated record. The transcript has a single exon. The coding region runs from base 12 to 1892 and encodes 626 amino acids.